CUGGACCCAGUCCUGGUGUCUUCUGUCUGCUGUCCCCACUGCCUGCCCUGCCCCCAUCUCCUGCAAGGCCACCUUCCAGCCCUGGCUCACUUUUAUUCUUUUCAGAGGCUGUCCUCCACCUGGGCACAGUCAGCCCCAUCUGGUCUGGGGGUUCAGCCUAGCAUUCAGACCAUGGCAGGUGGGGACUUGGUUAACCCCUGAGACCCAGCGUAGAGCAGGCUCUUAGCAUUUUUGUUGUUAAUGCCUCAUUUCUCAUCAAGCACCUGCUGAAGUGUCACCCCACAUUCAGGUCCGGCCCCCUACAAGUUCCACUGUGUACCUUCUUACGUCCACCCCAUGGUGCCAGCAGCCAGGCCUGGCAACAGAUGGGGUGUGAGGAGGGACGCUGGGUGCCCACUGCCCACACCUGGUGGCCCUGGCACACACCAAGGCCGUGACUGGGACUUGUCCGGGGCCUCCUGCAGUGACUUCGAGCAACUUCCAGAUGAUGUCGCUGUCUCUGCCAACAUCGCUGACAUCGAGGGGAAGAGAGGCUUCACCAGCCACUUUGUUUUCGUCAUUGAGGUGAAGACCAAAGGGGGCUGCAAGUACCUCAUCUACCGCCGCUACCGCCAGUUCCACGCCCUGCAGAGCAAGCUGGAGGAGCGCUUCGGCCCCGACAGCAGGAACAGCUCUCUCACCUGCAGCCUGCCCAUGCUCCCAGCCAAAGUCUACGUGGGUGUGAAGCAGGAGAUUGCCGAGGCACGCAUCCCCGCUCUCAACGCUUACAUGAAGAACCUCCUCAGCCUGCCCGUGUGGGUGCUGAUGGACCCCGACAUCCGGAUCUUCUUUUAUCAAUCAGCCUAUGACUCAGAGCAGGUGCCUCAGGCGCUCCGCCGGCUCCGCCCACGCACCCGGAAAGUCAAGAAUGUGUCUCCACAAAGUGCCAGCUUCAACCGCACAGAAGCCCCCCGAGCAGAGGCUCUGUUUGACUUCACUGGGAACAGCAAACUGGAGUUGACAUUCAAAACCGGAGAUGUGAUCUUCCUCCUCAGUCGGAUCAACAAAGACUGGCUGGAGGGCACCGUCCGGGGAGUCACGGGCAUCUUCCCCUUCUCCUUUGUGAAGAUCAUCAAGGACUUCCCUGAGGAGGACGACCCUACCAACUGGCUUCGCUGCUACUACUACGAAGACACAGUCAGCACCAUCAUCAAGGACAUUGCAGUGGAAGAAGACCUCAACAGCACCCCGCUGUUCAAGGACCUGCUGGAGCUUAUGAGGCGGGAGUUCCAGAGGGAGGACAUCGCUCUGAACUACCGGGAUGCUGAGGGGGACCUGGUGCGGCUGCUGUCGGACGAGGACGUGGGGCUCAUGGUGAGGCGGGCCAGAGCUCUCCCUUCCCAGAAGCGCCUCUUUCCCUGGAAGCUUCACAUUACUCAGAAGGACAACUAUGGAGUCUACAACACCAUGCCCUGAGUGGUCAGUGCCCAGGUGCCCGGCAAAGUAGCUCCUGGUCCUUGGUCGGGGAUGAGGGCUGGGGUAAGCAUGGAAGAUGGACAGAUGUCCUGGCACAGGGCUGAUAAACCCCUUGGGUUUGGGCUCAGGCUCAGCUCCCUCACUGAUCUCUGCAUUAAAUAAACCAUUUCCUCACUAAGGGAGUCAAGUGCCACUAACAGACACUAGCAGGGCCCCUUGUGCCUAGCAGGUGGCUGGAGUGUGGGUCUCUAAAGCAGUCACCCACUUCCUGGCCCUGUCACGAGUUUAGAGAAGCCUGGUGACAUCCUUAUCC
This is a messenger RNA of Ochotona princeps (American pika), 1768 nucleotides long. RefSeq names its product neutrophil cytosolic factor 4 (gene NCF4). The record is from RefSeq and is a predicted model, not a curated record. The transcript has 9 exons. Gene Ontology annotation, cellular component: NADPH oxidase complex. Gene Ontology annotation, biological process: respiratory burst; superoxide anion generation; phagocytosis. Lineage: Eukaryota; Metazoa; Chordata; Mammalia; Lagomorpha; Ochotonidae. Gene Ontology annotation, molecular function: superoxide-generating NADPH oxidase activator activity; phosphatidylinositol binding; protein binding. Bases 337 to 1455 code for a protein of 372 amino acids.